Messenger RNA from Schistosoma intercalatum, 1508 nucleotides. NCBI's taxonomy places the organism in Eukaryota, Metazoa, Platyhelminthes, Trematoda, Strigeidida, Schistosomatidae. The record is from the annotation of a GenBank genome assembly.
CGCGGAAAUACGACUGGUCUCUCAGUUCACGCUCUCUUCAAAAUUAGCUGAUUUUUUAUAAGAUUAGUUUGAUAUAUACCGGCAUCAUGGUUAAUGAACAAUUAGUGACAAAUAUACCCUUACCAAAUGCAGAAGAUCCAGAUUUGUUAGAUCCGAAUAGUGAUCCAGAGCAUCCUAAAGUGAUUGUAUUUGAAGAAGUGAAGGCUGCCAGUAAACUUAUAAAAGAUGGAAUAAUUUAUACACCGUGUAAAAAGUCUCAGCUGUCAUUGGAAUACAAUAUGGAUAUUUACUUUAAAAAGGAAUUUCUUCAAGUAACUGGGAGCUUUAAAGAAAGAGGAGCUCGCAAUGCACUACUUCAGUUGACGUCAGAAGAAGCUAAACGUGGUGUAAUUGCAUGUAGUGCUGGUAACCAUGCACUUGGUUUGGCAUAUCAUGGAAGUUUGUUAAAAAUACCAAUUACUAUUAUUAUGCCUGUAAACUCAAGUUUGAUGAAACAAGAACGUUGUAAGAAGUAUGGUGGACUCGUUUUACUGAAAGGCAAUAGUGUUUUUGAAAGUAAACUGUAUGCUUCAAAAAUUGCAAAAUUAAACAACUUAUUUUUAAUCAAUGGUUAUGAUCAUCCACAUAUUUUAUCUGGACAAGGUACCAUUGGUGUAGAAAUCUUAGAACAAGUUCCUGAUGUGGAUGCUAUUAUUGUACCAGUUGGUGGAGGUGGUUUAUUAGCUGGACUUUGUGUGGCAGUUAAAUCUAUUCGACCAGAAGUUAUGAUAGUUGGUGUAGAAUCUAAUCGUUGUCCUGGUUUUCAAGAAGCUAUGUUCGCUGGUAAACCAGUUUACACAGAAAAUCGUCAAUCAUCUGCAGAUGGCUUAGCUGUUUCUGUGGUUGGUGUGAAUUCCUUUGAAACAGCUCAUAAAUUAGUUGAUAAAGUGGUAACUAUUGAUGAAACAUAUAUUUAUCGUGCAGUUGUUCGUUUAUUAGAAUUUGAGAAAUCUGUUGUAGAAUGUUCUGGGGCUACUUCAUUAGCUUUAAUUAUGGCAAAUGUUUUGCCUGAAUUAAUCGGAAAAAAAGUUGUAUGCAUUCUAAGUGGAGGAAAUAUUGACAUCUCAUCACUAAGCCGUGUUAUUGACAAAGGAUUAGCACUUGAAGGUCGUCUCUGUCGAUUCAUAGUUGUUUUAAAUGAUCGACCUGAAAGUAUUUCAGAACUAUGUCUAAUUUUGAACGACAUCGGAGCUAACAUAAAAGACAUUAGUCACGAACGUAUUUGGUCAACAUCAGGUAUACUUCAAGUUCAGGUGAAAUGUACUUGUGAAAUACAGAAUGCUUCACGUAGAAUUGAUUUAGAGCAUGCAUUGAAAACAAAAUAUAAACAUGUUAUUUGGGCUGAGAAUGAUUUAAUGAUAACAUAUUAGUAUUUUCAUACUGAAAUUAACUAAUUACAACUAUGAAUGAAUGAUUGAGUUUCUUUUGGUAUAACAUUUAUAUACAUUCACUCAUUCACAUAACCUCAG